GUGUAUUGAGCACUCACGAUUCCAUUAGGGCAUGGAUGGGCAACUCCGGUCCCGGAGGGUCGCCGUCCCGCAUGUUUUCCAUGUCUCCCUCUUCAAAUGACCAGGAUCGUUCUCGGGCUCCCGCCGAGCUUGCUGAUCAGCUGAUCAUUUGAAUCAGGUGUAUCGGAGGAGGGGGGCGGCGGAAAGUUGCGGGACAGCAGCCCUGCAACGACCGCGCGGUCAACUUGAGUGAGCUGUCGCGUGUCCCCAGGUGACUUUGAGCAAGCGGCGGGAUACGCCCUGACAUUGUCGAUCCUCGGUCACAUCGGGACAGCCGCGUCAGGAAAUCAACUUUGAAGCCUUAUUGUCCACUUGCAAAAACGCUGCAGUCAUUUUUCUGUGAACAAAUUAUUGACUCAAUAGCGUUUUAGUAGAAUCGAUGUGCGACAUUAUUUGAAAAUGGUGUAAACUACGUUGCCAGAACAACAACAACAAAAAAAGUUAUCUGGCGUGGCGUCCCACUCACCCGUUGGUGCGUUCGGGUUCCAUUUAAAACGCAGAACUUUUCAGCACGCGCGCACACGCACACACCGAGGCACGAGUCCAGAGGCACCGGCCGGGUCGGCAAUUUGGUUCGACUUCAUCAAGUUCGAAAGGGGUGAAUGAGAACAUGACCGGUGUUGUACUCCAGAGAAGGUUCGAAGUCCAAACGUUUCAGCUCCAUUGAAGCCACGUUUUGCAGUGCACUUCUCCUUCAGCAGAUCGCACAGCCAUGGCCAGCGUCGGAGCCGGAGCGGAGAGGCGUCGCGGCGGCCAAGCCCCGGGCCCCGACGGAGGCUGGGGCUGGGUGCUGGUCGGGGCCCUUUUCGUCAGCACCGGCCUGGUGUUCGGGCUCAUGCGCGGCAUGGGCAUCUUUUUCGUGGAGUUGGUGCAGUACUUUGAGGAGAGCGCUCAAGCCAUCUCGUGGAUUUCCUCCAUCGGCCUGGCGGCGCAACAAUUCUUCAGCCCCCUGGGUGCCGCCUUGUCCAACGCGUACGACGCGCGGCCGGUGGUGAUGGCGGGAGGCUGCUUGGCCGGGCUCGGCCUCAUCCUGGCCUCGCGGGCCACCUGCCUGCUUCACCUCUACCUCACAAUGGGCCUCCUUUCAGGGUUGGGCUGGGGCCUGGUCUUCACGCCCAUGGUGGCCACCGUCCUGGCGAGCUUCACCCAGCGGCGCAGCUUUGCCCUGGGCCUGGCGUUCUCCAGCAUCGGCCUGGCCUCGUUCACCUUCAACCCCCUCUUUCAGUUCCUGGUGGAGACGUACGCCUGGCGCGGGGCCCUGCUCAUCAUCGGGGGGCUCAGCCUCAACAUCGUGCCGUGCGGGGCGCUCAUCCGACCGCGGCGGCGGCAGCAGCCCAACGACCUUGUGAAGGUGGAUAGCGAGAGCAGGUGGUCAUGCGGCGGCGUGUUUGGGCGAGUGGCCUCCUACUUGGAGCUCUCGCUGCUGUGCGAGAGGCCUUACCUCACCUACACCUUGGCCCUCUCCCUCCUCAACGUGGGCUACUUCGUGCCCUACGUCCACCUGGUGGCCCACGGCAGACACGCCGGCUUCUCCGAGUACCAGGCCGCCUUCGUCGUGUCCGCCGCCGGCGCGACCGACAUCGUGGGGCGCGUGGCCUCGGGCUGGUUCUCGGACCUGGGCCACUUUCGGCUCAUCCACCUGCUGAGCGUGUGGACGGCGCUCGCCGGCGUGUUCAUCAUGCUGCUGCCCGUGAGCACCCUGUGGGGCUCCUACGCCGCCCUGGUGGCCGUCGGCCUCCUCUACGGCUUCUGCUCGGGGGCGCUGACCUCGCUGGCCUUCACCGUGGUGCCGACGGUGGUCGGCGUCGAGCGCGUGAUGGGGGCGCUCGGGCUGCUGCAGCUUAUCGAAAGCUGCGCGGGACUGCUGGGAUCUCCUCUGUCGGGGCUGCUCCGGGACAUCACGGGGGACUACAUGGCCUCCUUCGUGGUGUCAGGCUGCUUCCUCAUCCUCAGCACGCUCACCAUGGCCACUCUGCCGCACUAUUUCUCGCGCACGGAUCCGCCGCCGAGGCCGCUGGCAGCGGCACCAACGGUGCCAGUGGCCGAGACGCAACAUCUCAGCUCAGAGACAGAGAAGAUGAAUGAGUUGCCGGACGACGCCAAUCACUGACGUGCCUACGCCACUCACAAAAAUUCAGGAAUAUUUAUUGGACUUGGUGUAUUGACAAGUUGAGAGAAGGUCGCCU
Molecule: messenger RNA, 2225 nt
Organism: Hippocampus comes (tiger tail seahorse)
Lineage: Eukaryota; Metazoa; Chordata; Actinopteri; Syngnathiformes; Syngnathidae
Gene: slc16a13
Product: solute carrier family 16 member 13
Exons: 7
Coding region: 752-2149 (465 amino acids)
Biological process (GO): transmembrane transport; monocarboxylic acid transport
Molecular function (GO): monocarboxylic acid transmembrane transporter activity
Source: RefSeq, a predicted model, not a curated record